Molecule: messenger RNA, 5048 nt
Organism: Galleria mellonella (greater wax moth)
Lineage: Eukaryota; Metazoa; Arthropoda; Insecta; Lepidoptera; Pyralidae
Gene: Cdc45
Product: cell division control protein 45 homolog
Exons: 10
Biological process (GO): double-strand break repair via break-induced replication; DNA replication initiation; mitotic DNA replication preinitiation complex assembly
Cellular component (GO): DNA replication preinitiation complex
Molecular function (GO): chromatin binding; DNA replication origin binding; single-stranded DNA binding
Source: RefSeq, a predicted model, not a curated record
GACUAGAUAUUGGCAACACUAACUAUUGCAGUUGACACUCCGAACAGGUGUUUAUUGUUUUCAUCUUUCCUUCCCUUGUUUCUAUAUUAAAUUUCAUCACAUUGUUAAAUAUAACAAUAAAAUCAUAAUGUUGUUCUGAUCUUCUCUUUAGAGGUGACAUCCACCAAACCUCAAAAUGUUUAUAGAAGAUAUAAAAACAGAUUUCUACGAUGUUUUACUUGGAAAUAGGGUGUUGUUGUUAGUACAUUACGACGUCGACGCGAUAUGCACGUGUAAAAUACUGCAGGAGUUAUUUAAAUGUGAUAAUAUUUCAUACACGUUGGUGCCUGUGGGGGGUAUUUCGGAAUUAAAGUCGGCAUAUGAAGAGAAUAAUGAGGAAAUAAAGUACGUGGUGCUGGUGAACUGCGGUGGCACCAUCGAUUUAGUGGAUAUCUUGCAGCCUGAAGAACAUGUUGUAUUUUUUGUCUUAGACUCACACAAACCAACAGAUAUUUGCAAUGUUUACAGUGAUGGACAGGUGAGGAUAGUGUACAAAGACAGUGAAGAGAACAUUCCUAAUUUUGACGAUAUAUUCAGAGAUGAUGAAGAUGAGAACGAGGAGCAAGCGAGUGGUAUGGAGGCCCUCGAGGCGGUGGUGGAGAGGAAACGGGCGCGGCGCGCGUGGGAGGAGAGGAGGCACACCCUCAUGUUCAACUAUACACAGUUCUCUUACUAUGGGAAACCGAGCGCGAUGGUGGCACUGGAGGUGGCGUGGCGUGCGUCCCGCGACGGCGCCGGCGUGCAGUGGGCCGCCGCCGUCGCACUCGCCGCCGCCGCCGCCGCGCACGCGCGCCCGCCCGCCGCCGCGCUGCUGGACGCGCACGCGCUGCACCGCCGCCUCGCACACCGCCAGCGCCGAAGCAGUCAUCCGGAAUAGAUACAAUACAAUAUUUAUCGAUGUAUUUUACAGUCGUGUGGCACUGCUGUCGUACUAGAAAAUGAUGUGUGGCUGCCGCUGUACCGUAGCUGGUCUCUGGAGGCGGCGCUCCGUCACUCGCCGGACUUCGGCCCUCACCUGAAGCUGCACACCCUCGCCGGAGAUAGCCAGGUGCGGCAGCUACUGGCCGAUAUGGGGUACCCGCUGGCGGCGGCGCGGCAGGCGUUCGGCGCGAUGGACGUGGAGCUGCGGCGCGGGCUGGCGGCGGCGCUGGGCGCGGCGGCGGCGCGGCGCCGGCUGCCGGCGGCGGCGCGGCCCGCGCUGCUGUUGCGCCGCGCCGCCGCCGGCAGCCGGCGCCGCGCCGCGCUCGACCUCGCCUACGGGCUCAUGGCGCUGCUCGAGCACGAGUCGCUGCCGCGCGGCGUGGGCUUCCAGAAGGCACUGUGGGCGCUGGACGUGGGUGCUGGCGGCGACGACACGGACGGCUGCGAGGCGGCGCUGCAGGCCGCGCGUGCCGCGCUGCAGGCCGCGGCUGCCGUGGCGCACGCCACGCUGGCCGGCCGCCGCCUGCAUCUCGCCGGGCCCUUCAGCUACUUCAUCGUGCAGGAGGGCAGCGCGGAGGCUGGCUGGGUGCGCGGGCCGCUGUGGCUGGGCGUGGCGGCGCGCUGGGUGGCCCGCGCUGCCUCGCCGCGCGCCCGCACGCGCCCCCUGGUGGCCAGUGCGCCGCUCACGCACGACCAUUGCAUAUUACUCGGCAUCCCGCCCAACUUCGAGGAGGAGCCCAGGAACUUGUUCGGCGCGGCGUUCGAACAGGCGGCGAGCCGGUGUGGAGCGUCUGUGAAGCUGGACUACGCCGACACGUCCGUCAUCUCGCUGCCCGUCGCACAGCGGGCGCAGUUCCUCGACGCUCUCACCGCGCUGCUAGCCUGACCACGGGCCAGCAUCCACCCUCUCAGUACUUCCCGGCGGACACACAUAUCGUCACCUUUACUGUAAAUUUACGAAACUGAAAAAAAUACAUUUUACAGGGGAACGCUUUAAAACAUUAGAAUGCAAAUAACUUUUGAUAGAAGACUAUUGUAAAAUUUCAUGCUAACAUUUUAGUUUUAAAAUCCUGUUUUUUAUUGAAUGCGCUUAAUUAAUUAUUAUUAUAUUACAAGUAUCAGAAAUAAAUGCAUAUUCGUUACUUUGCACCUUCAUACGUGAGAGUUCCUAGGUAUUGAGUUAUAUAACAGCAAAUCUACGAAAGUGGCAGUUUCGUAAGUUGCCAAAGAAAAUCAUUUAUUUUAAUAUCUGGCAAACUAACGAAAGUGCCACUUUCGUAAAUAUACCAAGGUAUAAAUCACGUCUUUUGGAGAGAAUUUCAGUUUAAAUAACAACGUUAAAGCAAUCAUUCAUGUAAAAUAACUAAAUUAGGAUUGAAAAAUUGAUAAAAUAAUUAUUGAAAUUUUCAAAUUAAAGUGUUUAUCAUAGAAAAUAGUAUAAAAAUAUGCCAAGUAAGUUUACUUUGGGUAUAUCACAAAAAUAUGGAGAUUCGAGUUACUCGAUUUCUUCAACCGUUAGAGAUAGAAAUUUGAAAAUAAGCCACAAUAAGUAGUAUGACGCAAAAUGUAGAUUUUUAAAGAAAUGUCGAAUUUGAAAAAAACUGCAGAUUCGUAAAUUUGCCAUAGAGGUGACGAUAUGUCCUCUUUCUACAUAUAACAUUGAAGAGUGUCCAACACGCUGACAUAAUAUCUUAAUAGUAAGUGAUCGCUGACAUCUAUAUUCAGAUUACAGACAAAUGCACUCAAUUAUAGUUGAUUUUAAACUUUCACGUUUGUUUGCAUAUAUUUAAAUACAUUAUUCGGACUUAGCGAAGUGAAAAAUUUAGCAAGUAAAAUAAAGAAGUAUAUAUGUAGGUACAAUUUGCCUGCAAAAUUUUUCCUAGUCCCGAUAGUGUAUUUAAUUAAAUAUUUACUCAAAUAUAAUAUAAAUAAUAUAUUUUGAUUGUUUGCUUGUUUAUCUAUUAUAAACUCAAAAACUAUACUACUGAUUUAAAAUUAUUUCACCUAUAGAAAAUUAAAUUAUCAGCCAGUAAAUAGGCUAUGUUUUAUUAUAGAAAAUUCUUUGUACUCGUGUGAAGCCGGGUCGUGUCGCUAGUUUAAUAUAAAAAGUGUAAAUAUGUAUGUGAACCAUAACACUAUGGAUGUUACAGUAUAUACAAUGUUAUGCAUAUUGUAGACUCCAUACAUUGCUAUUUCUGAGAAUACAGCUAUGCAGUAACGUGUUAUGUCCAUGGCACUGCUCAUGUCUAUAGGCGACGGUUACCACUUUCCAUCAGGUGGGCCGUCAGCUUGUUUGCCAUUCUAAGUUGUAUAAAAAAAAAGGCAGAUGUACACAUGCAUACUAUUUUUCCUUUUACAGUCUCCCUUUAGAAAUCCUUUAUUAGUGAAAGAAAAUCAAUGUCAUUUUUGAUGAUAUAGAAUAUGGAAAAGAUUUAUAAAUAGUGACACCAAAUUCCAAAAGGGUUUUAUAGGGAGUCCAAGACAAUGGGGUUGAUUCUAAGACAGCAUUCCUCUAAAUAUAUCAAUUACCAGAGGGAGACUUUGUACAAAAGUCGACUGCUUGGGUACCUCUAUUCCAUUCGUGUUUCAACCGUGAAGCAGUUGUGUUUGCAUGGCUGUGUUUCAGUUUGAAGGGUGGGAUAUGGCGUGAAUUUACUGGUUACAGAGGAAUAACACCUGAGUCCUCAGGAAUGGCAACGUAUGGGGGGUAUCGUGGGCGAAACAGUAUACUCUGUUAUGUCCAUGGUACUGCACAUGUCUAUAGACGUUACCACUUUCCAUCAGGUGGGCCGUCAGUUUGUUUGCCAUUCUAAGUUGUAUAAAAAAAAAAUUAAAAUUUCAAUAUGAUGUCACAGUAAAAUCUUUAUUCUAAGAACAAAUAUAAACUAAAUUUUCAAUGUAUUAGAAGUCAAAUUUUUUAUAAAUCUAGUUUAUGAUGGUUUAUAAAUCAGUCAUCAGUAUCAUACCAGCCUUUAACUGUCCACUGCUGAACAUAAGUCUCCCCCUUGGGGGGGUUUUGCCAGUAGUUGCCACUUUUGACAGGCGGAUUGGCAACCGCAGUUAGGCUUUGGAGAUGUUUUUAAAGGGACGCUGUUGCCUGUCCCUCACCCUUCCUUAGUCGCCUCUUACUACCCAUGGAAAAGGAAGGAAUGGCCUAUUUUAUGUUUACAAAGGAGUAAUUUUAUGAAACUAUAAAAUUAAAAUAAGAAAUAAGUUUAGAGAAGUGACGUCUCGGAAUCGCCCCAGUAACAAUGUUAUUUAUAAUAUUUUUAAACGUUUAUAACGAAUCUGUGGCAAGAUAUAGAAGACAAAUCGCAUGGUUUUUUUUUUAAUUGAUAACAAGUAUUUAAGUGUAAUGGAAAGGAGUGAUAAUUUUAAAAAAAUGAAUGCAAUUUUACAUCUGAAACUAUGGUUCACACACCAGUCUAGGCAUUUGAUAUUUACAGUUUAUAAAUGGCAAGUUGAAAUCAAAUUUUAAUCUAAUAUAUAAAAUUCUCGUGUCGCGGUGUUUGUUACCAAACUCCUCCGAAACGGCUUUACCGAUUUUCAUGAAAUUUUGUGCGCAUAUUCGGUAGGUCUGAGAAUCGGCCAACAUCUAUUUUUUAUAUCCCUCAAUGAUAAGGGUAACCCACCCCUAAAAUUUUAUUUUUUUGACAUAUAUUUUUUUUAUUUAAAUAUGAUUUAGCAUUGAAAAAUCCAUACCACUUAAAAUUUUCACCCUUUUACGAUCAACCCGAUGUUUUUUAAACGCGAUUUUUAUAUUCCGCAAUAGAGUUGCAAGAUGUCAAUCGAAUAUAAUAAUUCUAAUACGAUAAAUUUUCAUGUAUAGUUCUAGAAAUAAUGUAUAUGGUAAAACAACGUUUGCCGAGUCAGCUAGUUAUUAUUAUAAGCAUGUAAGUUGUUGAUAUAAUUGUAUGGGUUACAGUAUCAGAUCAGUUCAAUUAAAAUGUCAAAAUAUAUAAAAUCAACUCUCCACUGUGCUCAAUGGAUAAUAAUAUAGUAAAGCAAUCGACAAUAGCAGUAAUUAAUUAGUUUAAUAUUUAUUUUUAAUUAGUUUUAUAAAAUAAAUGAGAUUUGAAUUCCUUUUA